Didymella exigua CBS 183.55 is the source of this 1432-nucleotide messenger RNA. RefSeq names its product Ribokinase-like protein. The coding region runs from base 49 to 1101 and encodes 350 amino acids. The record is from RefSeq and is a predicted model, not a curated record. Gene Ontology annotation, biological process: purine ribonucleoside salvage. NCBI's taxonomy places the organism in Eukaryota, Fungi, Ascomycota, Dothideomycetes, Pleosporales, Didymellaceae. Gene Ontology annotation, cellular component: cytosol; nucleus. The transcript has 4 exons. Gene Ontology annotation, molecular function: adenosine kinase activity.
CCGCCGAACAGUUUCACACUUCAUCAACGUCACCACAUAUUAUACACAAUGGCUGUUAAGGGAAACUACGAAUUGCUCUGCCUCGAGAACCCUCUCCUGGACAUCCAGGGUGUUGGCGAUGAGAAGCUCCUUGAGAAGUACGGGCUCAAGGCUAACGACGCGAUCCUUGCCGACCCCGAGAAGCACAUGGACCUUUACGAGGACCUGAUGCAGAACUACAAGGCCGUUCUCAUCGCCGGUGGUGCUGCGCAGAACACCGCCCGUGGUGCCCAGUACAUCCUGCCCUCCGAGUCUGUCCUGUACAUUGGCUGCGUUGGCAAGGACAAGUACGGCGAGACCCUCGAGAACAUCUGCAAGGAGGCUGGUGUCAAGACCGAAUACCUCUACGACGAGAAGACCCCCACUGGUCGCUGUGGUGUCGUCAUCACUGGCCACAACCGCUCGCUCUGUACCGACCUUGCUGCGGCCAACAACUACAAGCUUGAGCACUUGAAGCAGGAUCAUAUCUGGAAGCAGGUCGAGAAUGCCAAGGUCUACUACGUUGGUGGUUUCCACUUGACUGUCUGCGUACCUGCCAUCAAGGCCCUCGCUGAGGAGGCCGCUGCUAAGAACAAGCCCUUCAUUCUCAAUCUGUCUGCUCCCUUCAUCGCCCAGUUUUUCAAGGACCCUCUCGAUGAGAUCCUUCCCUACGUCGACAUCCUCAUCGGUAACGAGACCGAGGCCGCUGCCUUCGCCGAGUCGCACAACAUCGACUCCAAGGACGUCAAGAAGAUCGCCGAGAUCAUCGCCAACGGCCCCAAGAAGAACACACAAAGGCCUAGGACCGUCGUCUUCACACAGGGCACCGACCCCACAAUUGCUGUUACCGCACAGGACGGCGGCAAGGUCGAUGUUAAGGAGGUCCCUGUCCACGCCAUCAGCGAGGAGAAGAUUUACGACACCAACGGUGCCGGCGAUGCUUUCGCCGGUGGAUUCGUCGCCGGAAUUGUCAAGGGUGAGUCCCUCGAGAAGUCCAUUGAUAUGGGCCAGUGGCUCGCGAAGCUCUCCAUUCAGGAGCUCGGCCCCUCGUUUCCCCAGCCCAAGCAGACAUACUCCAGCUAAGUGCACGAUCGACGACGAUUGAGCACGAAUGCUCGUGUAUUUCAACAAUCUGCGAGAGCACGCCGCGUUAAGCGCGCGUGUAUCAGGCCUUGCCUGCUCAGCGAUGGACGGUAGAAUGGCGAACUGUUCAGACCCAAGUAUGGUUUUGGCAUCAGUGGAUGGGGUGAGGCAUUUCAACAGCCGCAAAAUAGAUACCCAGGUUAGCAUGCAGUGAGAUGGACGAAUGUAAAUGAUUGAAUGACCAUUGUCCAUACAUCCUGAACAAAUUCGAGGUGUAACUGCAAUCUUGGCUUUGGCUUAGGUGCGUGCGAACAUGACGCGACCAUGAGAC